UUUAAAGCUUCCGUCCAUGUUCGUUGUAUAUAUUCAAAAAAAAUCGGAGAAAUUGGACGUAAUUUUGUCGUGUUUUGAAAAAAUUGUAGUGUCAGUGACUCUAAACAAUUAUAGCAUUUUUCCUGUGUAAAAAUAAUGUAUUCCUGUGUUUGAUUCGUCUUUUUAUUACAAAAUCACUUGUUUUUAGCCGAUAAAGAUUUGUCAUUUUUUAUUGGGUGAAACAUUUUUCGUGACUAAUCAUGAAAUUUCUACUCCUUUUGGCCAUUUUGACCGCCUCUAUAUCAGGGCAAGACCUCCCAUCAUGCGACAGCAAGGUGUAUUGUCAAGGCAACCUCCUUCAUACGGUUCAAAUGGCCAAAAUUUUCAACGAUUCUAAGACCUUCGUCGACAUGAAAAUGGUAAAUGACGAGAAAACAACUUUGGCGAAUUUUGACAAGUUUUGGAGUGACACGAAUCAGAACCCGAGCAAAGAUCAAGUGAGGAAAUUUGUAAAUGAGAAUUUCGAAAUGUAUAAUGAGUUCGACGAUUGGGUCCCGGGGGAUUUGACCGACAAUCCGGAGAUAUUGUCAAGGAUUGACAAUGAGGAGAUCCGACAAUUUACCCAAGAUCUCGUCAAUAUUUGGCCAAAACUUGCCCGGAAAAUAAAGAAAGAAGUGAUUGACAAUCCGGGGCUUUUCACACUGCUGCCUGUUGACAAUGGUUUUGUCAUCCCAGGUGGAAGAUUCAAGGAAUUCUACUAUUGGGACUCUUAUUGGAUUAUUAAAGGAUUGCUUGUGAGCCAAAUGAACCAAACUGUAAGAGGCAUGCUGGACAACUUCUUGUCAAUUGUUGACAAAUACGGUUUUUUGCCAAAUGGUGCCAGAAUUUACUACCUAAACCGGUCACAACCACCGCUCCUUAAUUUAAUGGUUGCGACCUAUAUCGACGCAACAAAUGACACAAAAUGGUUGCAAGACAACAUCAAAAUUUUAGACAAAGAACUAAGAUACUGGCUUGACAAUAAAUUGGUCGAAGUGACCAAAAAUGGUACCACUUACACCAUGGCCCAUUACGACUCUGAAAGUGGUUUUCCUCGUCCUGAAUCCUACUACGAGGAUGUCAUUACUGCAAGUACCCUUUCUUCGGAAGAGGCAAGAAAGCAGUUGUAUGCAGAUUUGAAAAGUGGGGCCGAAAGUGGAUGGGAUUUUUCUACCAGAUGGAUUGUUGACGAAACAGGAGGCACCAGCGCUAAUUUGACCUCUCUCCACACACGGAGGAUCAUCCCUGUUGACCUCAACUCUUUCCUGUGUCAAGCUUUCCGAAAAUUAGCCGAGUUUUAUGUCAUUUUGCACGACUACGAAAAUUCGAUUUUCUGGUACGAAAAAUCGUUCCUUUGGCAGAAAACUAUAGACGAAGUACUUUACAAUAAAGAGGACGGGAUUUGGUACGACUGGGACAAUGAGUUGGGGCAACACAGGAAAAUCUUUUUCCCCUCGAAUUUCGCCCCCUUAUGGGCGGAGGCCUACGAUUUAUCCAAAGCUGAUGUUUUGGGGGAAAGAGCAGCUCAGUACGCCGAUGACCAAAAAUUGCUAGACUACGAAGGGGGCAUUCCGGCUUCUUUGACCCGUAGUGGGGAACAAUGGGACUACCCCAAUGCCUGGCCCCCAUUACAGAGCAUCGUGGUCAUGGGUCUGGACAGGAGUGGCAAUUGCCAGGCCAAGGAGCUUGCCAAGGAGCUUGCCCGAAGAUGGGUCACCGCUAAUUUAAUUGGUUUCAACCAAACCAACGAAAUGUUUGAAAAGUACGACGCGGAGGUCCCUGGGCAAUAUGGAGGGGGAGGAGAGUACGUCAUCCAGAGCGGUUUUGGGUGGACAAAUGGAGUCGCACUUGAAUUCAUUGAGAGAUUUUACACAGUAUCGGAGAAGAAGCAUUGAUUGUUUCGUCAAAUUGUGAUAUUGUUAUUUGUUACUUUUAAUAAAUUAUUUUAAGUCUUAA
Tribolium madens (black flour beetle) is the source of this 1974-nucleotide messenger RNA. Its product is annotated as trehalase-like. Bases 240 to 1913 code for a protein of 557 amino acids. Gene Ontology annotation, molecular function: alpha,alpha-trehalase activity. Gene Ontology annotation, biological process: trehalose catabolic process. The record is from RefSeq and is a predicted model, not a curated record. The transcript has 2 exons. Lineage: Eukaryota; Metazoa; Arthropoda; Insecta; Coleoptera; Tenebrionidae.